UCUCUGUUCUCGGUGAAGUCACGUUAUAAAUCAACUGUAAUCGGUAAAUUCAGGUCAACGUGUUUGUUACCGCCGUCAAAGCGUCAGCUGGACAGGAGGUUAAAAAUUAGCGGCUGAGCUAGCAGGGUCAGCAUGGCCAGGCAGUGGUCUGAGGGCCACUCCACUUCCAUUCUCUGUGUAGAGGUGUCUAUGGGCCCUGAAACUCUCAUUGCUUCAGGCUCUGAGGGUGGAGAGGUCACAGUGUGGAGCCAGGAGGGCACCAUCGUAGGCCACAUCACUCUUUCUGGUGAGGAAGACAGCACAAGCGUUGUGUUCUCACCUUCAGCUCCAAACCAGCUGUUUGUGGCACAUGGAGAUGCAGUUAGUGUGCUUGACCCAAGGAGCCUGAAGGGUCCCGUAGAGGAGUAUCAGGCUGCAGGGGAGGAGGAGAUCAACGCUUUAGCACUGAAUGAGACCGGUUCGGCCCUGGCUGUGGCGGAUGACUCCGGGGCUGUGCGCAUCUUGGAGGUUCCUGGAGGAAAAGUUUGCAGGACUCUGCGCAGACACACCAACAUCUGCUCCUCUGUUGCUUUUCGGCCUCACAGGCCCAAUAACCUGGUGUCUGCCGGACUCGACAUGCAGGUGAUGCUGUGGGGUCUGCAGAAGACCCGCCCUCUGUGGACCCUCAACCUUCAGGAUGUGGCAGAGGAGGAAGGCAACCAGCAGCAGCGACCUGGUCAGCUCUUCAACCCGCCGCUGGCCCACUGCGUUUCUGUCUCGAGCUGUGGAAAUAUUUUGGGGUGCGCAGCAGAGGACGGGCGGAUACACCUGAUGCGGAUCGGGAGCGGCUCAAAACUGGAGCAGCACGGAGCGUUUAAAGCCCACAGCCAGGGAGCCUCGCAAGCCCACUUUGUUAACUUCCUCUCCCACCCAUACUGGCUCAUCACUGGUGGAAAUGACAGCCAGGUUGCAUUAUGGGACCUCAGCAAGCACCCAGUGGUGGCUCCAGAGGGGAAAAUUCAAAAGACAGCACCCCAUCGAAGGAAGGGUAAGAGCAAAGCAAAGAGGAAGGAGCAGUCCCAGGAGAAAACAAAGACUGAUGCGCAGAAGGACGAGGCUGAGGGGAGCGAUGAAGCAGGAGCAGCAGGAAGCGCAGAGGAGGUGACGGAGGAUAAGUCUGGGCCUAAACUGAGCAUCAGCCAUGGGGACAAGGUGAACUGGCUGUGUCCUACUGUGCUGAAAGGAGAACCAAGUGUGAUAGUUGCAGAUCAGAGCUCCAGUCUGACAGUCUAUCCUCUCUCUUAACUGGACACUAAACAGCUUUUUUUCCCCCCCUCACAGCAGUUCAUCUUUUAGAAAACCUUUUUCCCCUCUGUUUGUUGAUUGAGACUGAGUUAUGUUUUUGGUUUUCCUUCUUAAAAUGUGUGAACACUUUGAAAAUAAAAAUAAAUAAAUAAACCCAACCGGUUUUAAUCUCAAACAUCAAAAAAAUCUGCAUGAGAGUCCACAAUGUAAUAAACCAGAGGUUAGUUAUUUUGGAGUCUCGUUUACUGCAGGCUUAUUUAUGAGGUUUUUGUGUGUGUGUGUGUCCCUAUAAAAGUGUCUCUUUUAAAUACACGUUCUGUCUCUGAAUAGAUUUGUUAUGGUUUUAUAAACAAGUUCUUCAUUUUUCUGGAUUGUAAUUGUGCCACAUCUGACAGAAGAAAUCUGCAUUUCAUGUUUAACAGAGUUUUUAAUGAAGCCACCCCAAUCCAAACCAGGUGGCCAACAGAAAUCAAAGCACAGUAAAUGAAAGCUGGCCCCCACAGACAUCAGAACAAAAAAAUGAUUGCAGACAGCCACACAUGCAUUUGAAUUGCUGCCACAUGAAAAAAGCAU
Molecule: messenger RNA, 1857 nt
Organism: Neolamprologus brichardi
Lineage: Eukaryota; Metazoa; Chordata; Actinopteri; Cichliformes; Cichlidae
Gene: wdr53
Product: WD repeat domain 53
Molecular function (GO): protein binding
Source: RefSeq, a predicted model, not a curated record